AUGCCAAAAACAGACCCAUGUCAGAAACAAGCUUGUGCCAUACAGAAAUGUCUGCAAGCUAAUAAUUACCAAGAAAGUAAAUGUGAAUCAGUAUUAGAAGACAUGAAGAAAUGUUGUGAAAAGUUUGGGAAAUUAUCAGGGUGCUGUGAUGGAAUAAAAUAUGAAAAAUCACACAAAAACCUUUCUUGA
Molecule: messenger RNA, 189 nt
Organism: Lottia gigantea (owl limpet)
Lineage: Eukaryota; Metazoa; Mollusca; Gastropoda; Lottiidae
Exons: 2
Coding region: 1-189 (62 amino acids)
Cellular component (GO): mitochondrial intermembrane space
Source: RefSeq, a predicted model, not a curated record